Molecule: messenger RNA, 1661 nt
Organism: Hydra vulgaris (swiftwater hydra)
Lineage: Eukaryota; Metazoa; Cnidaria; Hydrozoa; Anthoathecata; Hydridae
Product: aldehyde dehydrogenase, dimeric NADP-preferring
Biological process (GO): aldehyde metabolic process
Cellular component (GO): cytoplasm
Molecular function (GO): aldehyde dehydrogenase (NAD+) activity
Source: RefSeq, a predicted model, not a curated record
UCUCAUUUAAAAAGAAAAAGUCAUUAAAUCAGAACCAACAAUCUUUUUAAAUUUUUGAAAAGAAGAAGACUAAAGUCCAUUGCUGAAAUGAGUCAAGAAUUCAAUUACAACAAGGUUGUUUCUGACCUCCGAAUCAGUUUUGCAAAUGGUAAGUUGAAAAGCUAUGAAGUUAGAUGUUAUCAGCUAUCACAACUAAAUAAGUUAUUGGAUGAGAACAAUGAAGCAAUUUGUGAUGCCCUUUGGAAAGAUCUCCGAAAAUCUAAACAAGAAGUGAAAAUGUUUGAGAUACUACCUGUGAAAGCAGAAAUUGCAGAAAUAAUGGUUCAGUUGGAUAAAUUUAUGAAACCUGAAAGAAUCAAAUCUGACUUGCAAAAUAUGCAAAAUACAUUAGAAAUUCGUAAUGAACCUUAUGGAAUAGUUUUAAUUCUUUCUGCUUGGAAUUAUCCUUUUUUAUUAGCUUUAAAACCUUUAGUAGGAGCAAUUGCAGCUGGUAACUGUUGCGUUUUAAAACCUUCAGAACUGGCGCCAAAUAUUGCAACUACAAUUGGAAAUCUUAUCCCUAAAUAUUUGGAUAAUGAAUUUGUCAAAGUUAUAAAUGGCGGAAUUCCAGAAACUACAGCCUUACUUCGUGAAAGAUUUGAUUACAUCUUUUACAUUGGUAGUACUAAUGUUGGAAAAAUUAUUCUUAAAGCAGCAAGUAACUAUUUUACUCCAGUCACACUAGAAAUGGGUGGAAAAUGCCCAGCAAUAGUUGAUAAGUCGUGUGACUUAGAUGUUGUUGCAAAUCGAAUUGCGUGGGGGAAAUUUAUAAAUGCAGGACAAACUUGUCUUACGGUUGACUAUAUUCUUUGUGUUGAUGGUAUACAAGAUGAAUUAAUUAACGCACUCAAGAAAAGUAUUUUAAAAUUUUAUGGUGAAGAUCCACAAAGAUCAACUGAUUAUGGAAGAAUAAUUAACAAUCGAAAUUUUCAGAGAGUAACCAAAUUGAUAAAAAAAUCAAACAUUGUACAUGGCGGAGAUUUUGAUGAAAAAGAUCUUUACAUAUCACCAACGAUAUUAAAAAAUAUAUCAGUUGAUGAUGAUAUUAUGAAAGAAGAGAUAUUUGGUCCAUUACUUCCCAUAAUUAAUGUUGUUGAUGUGGAAGAAGCCGUUCAGUUUGUCAACCAAAGAGAGAAACCACUUGCUCUUUACGUUUUUUCAAAAGAAAAAAAAACAAUCGAUUUUGUCUUACAGAACACCUCUUCUGGUGGGGUAACCGUAAACGAUGUCAUAAUGCAUGCUACCGCACUAUCUCUACCAUUCGGAGGAGUUGGUGAAAGUGGAAUGGGGGCGUAUAAUGGAAUACAUUCAUUAAAAACCUUUUCCCACCAAAAAUCAUGCUUGAUUGCAAGUCAGAGAUUUGAAAGUCUUAACAAUGUUCGUUAUCCUCCAUAUCCUUCUAAAGAAAACUUCAUGGUUCGCUUUAUUACAGAUGGAUUAAAUAAGAAAAUUAAUAGAAGUGGUGGAAAUAAGUAUUGGACAGCUGGAACUCUACUAAUUGCUUGUGGAGUUGUAAUUUUAGCAUAUUUCAACAAUUUUAAAAUUUCAGAUGAUUUGAAAUUUUGGAUAAAUAAAUAAAAAUAAAUGUAAAAAAUAAACGUAAUAAUGCUUGAGUGUUCGUA